This is a messenger RNA of Argentina anserina (silverweed cinquefoil), 907 nucleotides long. RefSeq lists its product as uncharacterized. NCBI's taxonomy places the organism in Eukaryota, Viridiplantae, Streptophyta, Magnoliopsida, Rosales, Rosaceae. The record is from RefSeq and is a predicted model, not a curated record. Bases 29 to 691 code for a protein of 220 amino acids. The transcript is spliced from 5 exons.
UCUCCAAACCCAACUUGCAUCAGCAGAAAUGAGCACCAAGAAAACUUUAGUUGGGUUUAGAGAUUUGGGGCAGCGCUCACUCCCUUCAUCAUUUUCGUCUCGCCAUAAAUCCCCUGUCGAUGUUGCGGAAGAUGGUUCAGACCAAAGGCUGAAGCACAGUUCUGGAACACCCAAGACAGUAAAGGUGAAGUCGCAGCCAUUCUCGUCAUUAUUAGGUCCAAAAGAUUCAACUGGGUUCACUAAUGAGCAAACUGAGGCCAAGAAAGGAGGGGAAGAACAAAAGAGCUCUGUAGCAUUGGCAUUUAAAAAAUUUAAGCAUGCUGACAUAGGAAAAGGUCUGUCUAUAGUUUCUCAAAGUGCUGGUGAAGUAGAGUGUUCUGAGCAAGAUGAUGUACAAGAAUCAAGAAAAAGGAGAAAUCCUUGUGAAGAUGGGGAUGUCCGGGAUGAUGAACACACUGCGAGAAAGUAUUAUUCAGUUUUGGGAGGUGAUCCAAAACCCAAGCUGAAAAGGAGAAGGGCUGAAAGUCUCAUAAGCCAGGUGAAACCAGGGCAUGUUUAUGAUCACUCAGAUGAAAAUGGUAGUGGCUGGUGGGACUGCAACAUGGAGGGUAUUGACAAUGAAGAAGUAGGAAUCAAUGAGGUGUGGGAAGGAGUGGGCUCAACCACAUUGGGAGGUAUAGAAUGGCAUUGAAACAUCAUUCAUAUUUUCUUCUUUACUACUAUAGUCUAUAAAUCACCUGUAUUAUCUCUUAAGAGUAAAAGAAGUGUGAAUCGCACUUGUAGCCAACCACACGUUCCUCUUGCUUUCUUUCACUACUUGUGUCAACACCGUAUUGGAAUUUGCGAGGUCCAUGUUGGAUGACGAUGACAAAGCAUGUGUAAUGGCACUAGACUUGUGGUAUUGUAC